CAAAAAAUGGAAUUUGAUAAUAUUUGGAGUAUUAUCAACAGACUGGAAAUGUUCCAAAACUCUGCUGAGAAAUCUACGAGAUUGUCUAAAAUUAAAAUCCUCCAAACUCUUGGAGAAAAUUCCGCCAAAGAUUUGACAAAUAGUGUACAGUACAAUAGGAUCAGUAAGAUUAAUUCCACAACAUGGAGAGGAUAUCUUGGUCAGAAUUUGAACGAUACAAAUGUGUCUGAUUCCGGCGUUUAUAUCUCCGAACAUUUCUCGAGUUUUCGACCAUCUCGGGCAGAAAUCUUUUUGGGAUGGUUCUGUACAGUUUCAGUUGGAGAAAAGUCUGGUUGGAAACACAGUUAAAACAAUCAAGCAACAGAAUUGAGAAAUGUCUGCAAUUUCAGGAACCUCCUGGAUCUGAAAAGCUCGCUGGUUUUCAAUAUUUGAGAGGUCGUCUUCAAAAAGCUAGAAGAAACUUCAUGUUUAAAACAAAUCUUUCAGAUAUUCCCGAAGUUCAAGAGGAAAUCUCUAAUUCAACUGAAAAUGAAUAUCAAACACAAAUAGGUGAUAGUAAUUUCAUCCUCCGAAGUCGACUGGACUCCCCUCAUUUACCACCUCCGACACUCUUCCGAAGUCGACUGGACUCCCCUCAUCUACCACCUCCGACACUCCUCCGAAGUCGACUGGACUCCCCUUAUUUACCACCUCCGACACAAAGAGGAAGUUUAAAAACAAAAUUCAG
Messenger RNA from Eurytemora carolleeae, 727 nucleotides. RefSeq lists its product as uncharacterized. The record is from RefSeq and is a predicted model, not a curated record. The transcript is spliced from 5 exons. The annotation marks the transcript as partial. Lineage: Eukaryota; Metazoa; Arthropoda; Copepoda; Calanoida; Temoridae.